Molecule: messenger RNA, 1477 nt
Organism: Oreochromis niloticus (Nile tilapia)
Lineage: Eukaryota; Metazoa; Chordata; Actinopteri; Cichliformes; Cichlidae
Product: selection and upkeep of intraepithelial T-cells protein 8-like
Exons: 4
Coding region: 237-803 (188 amino acids)
Biological process (GO): T cell costimulation; cellular response to lipopolysaccharide; positive regulation of T cell proliferation
Cellular component (GO): external side of plasma membrane
Source: RefSeq, a predicted model, not a curated record
UUUGUUUUGACGCACUUAUUUCUGCGCAUCCUCAGUCCAACCUACCAAACAUCUAACGCGACGUCCUCACGAGACACGGAAGAGUUUGAACCGCAGCUUUAACUUUAUUUAAACCUUAAAUGUAAUCUGAUGUGUUCAGGUUUAAACUCAGGUUCAGUUAUUGAGUGAAAACACCAACAGACUCAGACAUUUAGAACAAACUAAGAGUCAGAUCAGCAGAAACAGAGAACACGGACAUGUCUGCUGUAACUGCGUCGCUCUGCUCCACGCUGAUGUUUGUCCUGUUCGUCUCUGCAGAGCAGAAAAACAUCACAGCUGAGUCUGGACAGGACGUCACUCUGACAUGUCGAGCUCUGAACAACAACAUCAUAGUUUUAGAGUGGAGCAGAGCUGACCUGGGAGAUGAACAAUAUGUGCUUUUGUACCGGGAUGGUCAGUUUGUUCCAGCCAACCAGCAUCCAUCUUUUAAGAACCGGGUGGAUCUGCAGGACAGACAGAUGAAGGAUGGAGACGUGUCUUUGAUUCUGAACAACGUGACGAUUAAUGAUGCUGGAACAUAUGAGUGUGGUGUUGUGCAGCGAGUGAGAGGACCUGUGACUCUAAUCAACACCACCUACCUUCAUGUUGAUCCUCCAGGUCAGAGAGGAGGAGAUACAGAGGAUGGAUCUGUUGGACUGAUAGUUGGUCUGUCAGUUCCUGCUGUGCUUCUUCUUCUUGUUGCUGUUUUUGGUUUCUUUAUCUACAGAAAAAGGAAACUGAAUCCUGCUGAUCCACAUGUAGCAGAGCAUCUUCAGCAUGAAUAGAUGAAAAACAUUCCAGCUGAGUCUGGACAGGACGUCACUCUGACAUGUCGAGCUGUAAAAAAAUGAGUUAGAGAAAAUGAGCCAACAGCUUCAUCAGCCUGAGUGUUGAUCCAACACAGACUCACUUAGUGGACUUUUGCAUAAUUAUAUAACUGCUUUUUUAAUCACGCUUGUUUUUGCUGUUUUUUGGUGAUUGUAGAAAUGGUUUAUGUGGACAUUUAGCUUAGAGUCUAACGUUUCUGUGGAGACCACACAUGUCGAUAUUUGCAUGAACAAAGUCGUGGUUGGUUACAUACCUCCUGAGUCCCGUCACUGGAACUGUAAAUCUGAGUUUCUAUGAAGUGCUGCAGAUUUAUUUUUUAACUGAAUGAUGCACUCAGAAUUUAUUUGUUUGUUCAUUUAUAACACAAAUGUUACAAAUGUUGAUUGUUUUCCUUCAUUCAGGUAUUUUGAACAUUAUUAUUUGUGUUUAAAAAGUGUAGCUGCUUGUGUUGUAUGUUUGGUCUUGUAUGUGUGUUUGUGUUUCCUGCUGCUCACACACAGCAUUAGAAAAGCCUGAAAACUCAGUGAUCACAGAGUCUGUGAGCUCCAAAUGUUUGCAUGUAGCACAGAGAACAAAGGUCAGUGUGUGAGUGUCUCUGUGUUUGAAAUAAUAAACUACUGGAUUAGUCUGA